Messenger RNA from Exophiala mesophila, 1077 nucleotides. RefSeq lists its product as uncharacterized. Gene Ontology annotation, molecular function: hydrolase activity; carboxy-lyase activity. Gene Ontology annotation, biological process: secondary metabolic process. Gene Ontology annotation, cellular component: cytosol; cytoplasm. NCBI's taxonomy places the organism in Eukaryota, Fungi, Ascomycota, Eurotiomycetes, Chaetothyriales, Herpotrichiellaceae. The coding region runs from base 1 to 1077 and encodes 358 amino acids. The record is from RefSeq and is a predicted model, not a curated record. The transcript is spliced from 3 exons.
AUGCGUUUGACAACCUUCACAUCCACGGUCUUGGUGGCAAGUGUAGUCGAAGCCAGGAGUACCCUGUCCCCACGACAAGCCCAACCUCAACAGCAACUGAUUGACGUCCACCAUCAUUUCGUCCCUGAUUUCUAUGCCGAAGCUGUCGAUGCCGCUGGAGGUGAUCCAUCUGGAUGGCCAGUUCCUUCUUGGAACAUAUCCUUUGAUGACGCCUUCUCGGCCUCGCUCAACAUCACAGCGAGAAUCCUGUCAUUGACCUCACCGGGAGCUCCCAUCACUGGGGUCAACGAGACCACACGAGCUCUUGCCCGCCGCACCAACGAGUUCUGCGCCAGUCUCCAAGAGGCUCAGCCAUCUCGAGUCGGAUGCUUUGCUGCUCUGCCAGAUCUCCUUGACACCAACGGAACACUGGCUGAGAUCGCACAUGCACUCGACGAGCUCAAUGCCGAUGGAGUCACUCUGUUUACGCGAUAUGGCGACGGCAACUACUACCUAGGCAAUCCGCUGUUCGACCCUAUCUGGGAGGAGUUGAACGCUCGAAAAGCCGUCGUUUUCAUCCAUCCAGCCGCACCCGUCGAUCAUACUCUGGUGAACCGGUUCAUGCUACAACCCUUGAUCGACUACCCACAAGAGACCACCCGUACUGCAAUCGACCUGAUCACGGUACGAAAUCGACAACGCUUCCCGGAUACUAAGGUGAUCUUGUCGCACGCAGGCGGCAACCUGCCCUGGCAAUUCACUCGGUUUGCCUACUCCCGCCGUGGCGUCGAUGUAUCCCUUAUAGCCGACAACGUUACCUGGAAUCAGGCCGUCUCCGAUCUACGUUCCUUCUACUACGACCUGGCCUUGUCAUCGUCUCCCGAGAAGCUCGAUCUAUUGCUCGACCUCAUUCCGCAUGACCACCUUCUAUAUGGUUCCGAUUUUCCAUACGCCCCCAUCGCAGGCGUCACCAACUUCUACCAAGCUCUAGACGAAUACUCCUUUAACAGUUCCGAGGUUCGCGACCAGGUCUUUUUCGGCAACGCUCUGGAUCUACUGCCUCGUCUGGCUAAUGCCAUCAAUUCUACUUCUAAUUAG